Carassius carassius (crucian carp) is the source of this 695-nucleotide messenger RNA. RefSeq names its product galactose-specific lectin nattectin-like. Lineage: Eukaryota; Metazoa; Chordata; Actinopteri; Cypriniformes; Cyprinidae. Bases 86 to 571 code for a protein of 161 amino acids. The record is from RefSeq and is a predicted model, not a curated record. The transcript has 6 exons.
GUAUAAAAGCAGGGCUCUUUCUAGAGCUUCAUGGAAUCUUUACUUUAAGUCUGAAAAGCAACGAUCUGAAAAACCAAGGUUCAUUAUGGCAGUGCUGAGAUCUCUUCUGCUUCUUAUCACUAUUUAUUCCAUGAUUAAUGCAGAAGAUGAAAAAUGCCCCAAUGGAUGGACACAUUUUGGAGUUAAAUGCUACAAGUACUUCUCUGAGGCAUUUAACUGGAUCACUGCGGAGAGAUUCUGUCAAACUUAUGAUGCAAAUCUUGCUUCUGUGCGUAAUAAAUUGGACAAUGAUCAUCUGCUGAGCCUGGUGCCUUCUUCCACACGUUUUUGGGUUGGCGCACAGGAUGGUGAAGAAGAAGGAAAGUGGAUUUGGAGUGAUGGAAGUCCCUUUAAUUACACCAGCUGGUGCUCUGGAGAACCUAACAAUGUAGGAAAUGAAGAGCACUGCCUGGAGCUGGCCUAUAGCUAUAACAAUUGCUGGAACGAUCUGACAUGUUCAGUACAACUUGCCUUUGUUUGUGCAAAAAAGAUCCAAGAUCACAAGAAGUCAUCCUACUCCAUUGUUACAUGAUUGUACAUACAUUUACAUUUUCUGGUCUUAUCCUUUACAAAACAUCUUAAGUUAAAAUUAAAGAGAUAGUUUACCCAAAAGUGAAUAUUACAACAAGAUUUACUCAUCCUUGAGCAAACCAGUA